UCAGAACUCUGCAUUUCCCCCAAUUCUAUUUUUGAAUUUUUGAAUCCCUUUACCCAUCAUUACUCUCUCUCCCUCCCUCUGUGUUGCAAAAGAAGCAACGGAAAAGCUAAAAAAGAAAAGUAUCAUUUCGCCAUUAAUGCUCCUUUGCUUACAUGACACCCAUGCCUUUUUCCAACCCACCACGUAGAAGGAAAAAGGAAACUGAAAAAUCAAAGAAAACUGUCUUCCCAAGUAAAGAUCGCAAUGGAAUGAUUUUCAAUUUGGUUCGCCAUUAAUGAUUUCUUGCUUCCACACUACACCUCUGUCAACCCCCGAAUCCACAUUACAUGGUUCAUAGUACACACCCCAUACCCCUUUCCUUAAAACCCACCAUCGCCUCCUCUGUUUCUUCCUUUAAACCCGCAACCGUAACCCAUUCUGAGCUUAAAUGUCUAAGAACCCAUCUCAGUUCGACGCAGGCAUGCCCCCGUAUUCGGAUGUUUUCGGUAAAUUCAAGCGAUUGAGAUUUUUCGAGCCUUCACUGGGGAUACUGGGUUUCUCCUUUGUUACAGUUUGCGUGAUCUACUCUUUCUUUUACUUGGACUACAGAGACGCUGCUAGGGGGAUUCGCUUGUCCACCCAGUCAGAGAAGUUUACGUGGUUGAAACUAGAUGGGUUCGUCGAGAAUCGAAGGUUUGAGUUUCUGGGAGAAGAGGGCAACGGGUGUGAUGUGUUUCAAGGGGAUUGGGUAUGGGAUGAGACCUAUCCGUUGUACCGGUCCAAUGAUUGCCGUUUUCUGGAUGCUGGGUUUCGCUGUUCGGAGAAUGGGCGUCCUGAUUUUUUCUACACCAAGUGGCGUUGGCAGCCCAGAGACUGCAACUUGCCCAGGUUUAACGCAAGUUUAAUGUUGGAGAAGCUGCGAAACAAACGGCUAGUGUUUGUUGGUGACUCAAUUGGAAGAAACCAAUGGGAGUCACUACUCUGCAUGCUUUCAUCUGUAAUUCCUAAUAAGGAUUCAAUCUACGAAGUGAAUGGAAGCCCGAUUUCAAAGCACAAGGGUUUCUUAGUUUUCAAGUUUAGGGAUUAUAACUGCACUGUGGAGUACUACAGGGCCCCAUUUCUAGUGCUACAGAGCCGGCCACCUGCUGGAUCUCCUCAGAAGGUAAAGACAACCCUGAAAUUGGAUAAAAUGGAUUGGACCUCUGGGAAGUGGAGAGAUGCAGAUGUUAUUGUGUUCAACACAGGGCAUUGGUGGAACUAUGAGAAAACCAUUAGAGGGGGUUGUUAUUUUCAAGAAGGGAAUGCUGUAAAGAUGGACAUGAAAGUAGAAAAUGCAUACAAGAGGUCUAUAGAGACUGUGGUAGAAUGGAUACACAGCAAAAUAAAUGCCAGCAAGACCCAGGUCUUCUUACGAACAUUUGCUCCUGUACAUUUCAGUUUCUUUCAAGUUCUCAUAGAAAGCUAUUCGACAAAUUGUUGCAUAGCAUGUUUUAUGGCACUUUCCGGGUCUUCAUAUCUUCAUCCUUGUUACACUGCAAAUUUGUUCUGUACAUGCGCGUUGCUUCUUUGCCCUCAACUCCCAAAGGUGGUACUUGGAAAACUGGGGGACACUGUCACCUGGAAACACUACCAGAGCUGGGUUCUUCAUUGGUACCAUCCCAUUCCUGGGCUGGAUUCCACACGCUGCUAGAUGUAUUAUCAUCAGCUCGGUCGAACACGUUGGAAGGAACAGAAAUAACUUUGUUGAACAUAACAAAUAUGAGUUCUCGAAGGAAGGAUGGGCAUUCAUCUCUGUACUAUCUUGGUCAAAAAGUGGGCCGUCCGGCUAUACAUAGGCAGGACUGCAGCCACUGGUGUCUGCCUGGAGUCCCAGAUUCAUGGAAUGAACUACUCUAUGCCUUGUUCCUAAAGCGAGAGGGCAGUACUCAUGCAUUCAAUUCAUCAUCUGGUUAGCCACCGUGAUUGGUGAAGAGAGCCUCCUAUUAUUUAUCCAUUGUAAAAAAUUAGGAAUUCGUUCAUGGGAUUGACUCAAAAUUUAUCAAGAAGAAAAAAAUAACAAGAAAUUUUUUGGGGUCCCAUAGAAAGGUUCGAAGCAAGUCAAAUUUUGGCAUUGUUCAAUCAGAUUAUGAAGGAACCCUAAUGAGUUAUAUGUGACCAAUGGAAGUCUAAUUUUAGGGGCAGGUGAGUGGGAAGGGACUCUUGGAGUAAACUGUAGAAAAACAUUCAGGCAGGUAGUGUGUUGUGAUUAUUUGAGGUGAUUUGAUUCAUUGGGAUGUAAUUAGCAUUUUUUUUUUUGUUUUCUUUCAAUAUCUUGUACGAGUCUGGACAUUUUUUUAAAGAAUUUUCUUGUCAAUCAAA
Malania oleifera is the source of this 2337-nucleotide messenger RNA. Its product is annotated as protein trichome birefringence-like 11. Lineage: Eukaryota; Viridiplantae; Streptophyta; Magnoliopsida; Santalales; Ximeniaceae. The record is from RefSeq and is a predicted model, not a curated record. Bases 428 to 1669 code for a protein of 413 amino acids. The transcript has 5 exons. Gene Ontology annotation, molecular function: O-acetyltransferase activity. Gene Ontology annotation, cellular component: Golgi apparatus.